This is a messenger RNA of Varroa destructor (honeybee mite), 8894 nucleotides long. RefSeq names its product forkhead box protein I1c-like. The record is from RefSeq and is a predicted model, not a curated record. NCBI's taxonomy places the organism in Eukaryota, Metazoa, Arthropoda, Arachnida, Mesostigmata, Varroidae. Gene Ontology annotation, molecular function: RNA polymerase II cis-regulatory region sequence-specific DNA binding; DNA-binding transcription factor activity, RNA polymerase II-specific. Gene Ontology annotation, biological process: cell differentiation; regulation of transcription by RNA polymerase II; anatomical structure morphogenesis.
GUCGCAUCAUUACGGGUUGAAUGCAAGUAAACUUGAACGAGUUCAUGCUGCUUUCAUUUACUAGCUACAUAGCAGGGACAUUCACUGCAACAGAUGGCUCUAACUUACGUACAGUUUCACGUUUUGAUAACGUGUGUGUGUCACAGGCAGCAACUAUAAAACGAAAUCUGAAAAGAGCAAAAUUAACAGCGCCUAAUUUUAAACAUUAUAAGUCUAGAGUAUCAAUACAGACUUUGUAAUUUUCUACCCACUAACGCGUAACGACUAAUCGAAUUAUCAACGUCUCUCUCGGUCACUUCCAACUCCUCCUGACCUACAAGUGUAACAGCUUGUAUGUAUGCACUUCCUGCAAAUCGCCCUGCUGUAGAGAGGUCCUACUUUUGAGCCUAGACCCGGAGUUGAAUUUUUAGUGAUACGAUCUAGUCUGUUUGAUACAUGGGCUCUGCCAUUCAAAUGUGCUUGUCUUUCAGUGAACGUCGCAAAAGGAAACUAUAAUUCCUCUAAUAGUUUACUAAAUCUACUGUACCUAGAUGUGGGGGAGGAAUGGCCUACAAGAGAGUAGCUAUAGAACUCUAUACCACUAGCGGUCUGCAGUGUAACAGGAACGCUCGUUGAGGAACGCGGAAGUUCGCUUCUAUCUAAGCCUUACGAUCGGUCGCUUCAAUAUCCAUCUGUGAGUCGUGGCGUGACUGCCGACUGAUGGAUCCAACUGGGUGAUGGCACUUCAGCUGGAUUUGUCCUGGCUGUUUCAUUGAUGCUUGCUAGCUCUUCAGGCAUAAAGCGAGAUGGACGUCGAUGAACUUGAAUGCACUCUGGCGAGCAAAUGCUGCGAUCGAGCUUUACUUAUGACUUCCUUCAGCAAAUCUGGAUGCCUAUGAGUCUCUCGAUGUGGGGUGCAGGCCAAUUCUCGCCGAAUGUCUGAGAACCUGGCAGAAAUUCGUUGGACGAGUGAAGGGGUCUUCAAGCUUGCUAGGCCGUAGACCCUGUGAGAACCGAGCAGCCUUUUGAGGCAACCUAAUGCUUCUUCGUUUCUUAUUAGAGCUUUCGACAUUUUUUCGUUUACUCAUUCAUCGACACUGUUCCCUACGACAGCUGCAUUCAAAUCAGUGACAUCACUGAAUUCUCGGUUCUGGUGUGGACCGUAACGGAGUUUUAACGAUGUUAUUUCUCCAUUUGUACGAAAAAGAGCGUAGUUUUCCAAGGCAAAUUAUAAGAUGAAAAUAUUCUUCUGUCAUGCCAUACACUGGUGAACAUACGUAGUUAAGAUCCGCAAACUUUUGUCAUCACGUAUAUUCGAUCCUCAUGUGACGAGGCGUGCUUUUAAAAAAUAAGAAAUCGUUCAACCAACGAGCUGAAAAACAUGUGUUUGUGCCCUCUGCUUUCAGCAAGCCAUUCGAGUGCCUUAGCUGCGCUUAAUUCAUCGAGCAGUGGUGGAUUAGAAGAAUUAACACAUAUUGUUUACGACAGUUCGCCUCCAACCGAAGUAUGCUCCACACUGCAGCCAGCUCCGUUCCACUCAUCAAAUUUUAAUUUUGAUAUCUUCACAGCCUAUGAACAACAGCAGAACGGCCUUUCACAGUUCCCAUCGCUACAUCAGCCCCUGCCAUCUCUAAAUACUUUCGCUACAAGUGCAAUAUCCCUCCGAGAUACGGUUCGCCAGUCCCAAGACAUAAAAAAUGGCUACAAUGCUGAGUCAGCAUGGCUUGACUCCUCGAAAAAUGAAACAUCGCAGGAGGAUACGGCAAGUGACGAAAUCAAUAAUUCUGUUCUAACAAGCUCGAAUUUCCAAACCACGCUUCCCAAAUCCGAGUCCGAUAGUCCUGCUAGUGAAGGUGAAGCUACUCAGACGACCCCAGCAAACAACAAAAAGGCUAAGCCGAUCCCUAAAACCAAAUCAACGAGCGAUAAGCCGCCCUACUCUUACGUGGCGCUCAUUUGUAUGGCGAUCACUCAAAGUCCCACGAAAAAGCUCACACUCAGCGAAAUCUACAGCUUCAUCAUGGACAAAUUUCCAUAUUACAAAAAGGACAAUAAAGGCUGGCAAAAUUCGAUAAGACACAAUCUAUCACUCAAUGAUUGUUUUCGCAAGAUCCCCCGUGAAGGCACCAGCGACGGUAAAGGAAACUUCUGGGCAUUAAAUCCGGCGUAUUCAGAUAUGUUUCCAGAUGGGAAUUACCAACGCCGCCGCCGCACAAACAAACAACAGCGAGGCCUUCCCUAUGUCGAUUCCCAACACUUUUCGGUUGAUAUACCAGGUGGCGCUCGGUUAGGCUAUCAUCUAGGUGGGGUACCCCGAGGAUCUGCCGAUAGCUUAUACCCUACUGCACGUAUGUACGAUUCAUACGGAUACGAUAGCAGUUCAACGCAGCCUGCUUUGGCGUACUACGAGUAUUGCGAGUACUACAAGGGCGCCUCGGCCUUCUCAUUGAACCCACAACAGACACAAGCGAGGGGAGACCCUAAUAAAGGCUAUGGAAUCCUUCGGGUGUCAGAUCAAGACAGGGUGCAAGUCAAAGGAGAAGUGUCCUUUCGAAACAAUACACUGCACGGAUCUGUAACAAAUGGUUCAUUGGAUAUCCGUCGAAAUCCAGGAGUACCCAAUAUGGAUUCUAAUGACAUGUUUCCUCACAGUUCAACGGCAUACUCAUCUAGUUUUGUUACAGCUGCGUACUCCAGUAUUAGCGUAGGACCGCCGCCAGGAUGUGCUUAUGGGACGACAACAGAAAGUAACAUUUCACCCAUUCCUCUAGAAACCCCCAUAACAGGGAAAACCGCAUCGUCCCUCGUUGUCAGCCAGAGUAACCUACCCGUGCACAGCGAACUCGUUUAGUUGAUGACCUAAAUUGUUGAAGUCACUGGUUCAAUCCCUUAAAACGCUUAGAACCUAUUGAAAUCUCAUUAUUGUAAAUGCGUAGCUGACCAAAUGCCUAUGUUGCAACGCGUGCUGCUCGUCGUCGGCAUGGAUCAUCGUUUACUGCCUAUCUCCAUAUGUAUAUAAAUAAUAUACUACGGAGUCAGCAAUUUUGCUACUGAAACAUGGAACAUUUUUUUUUAUCUUUCUCGAUCUACGCGGUUAAAAUCCCCUUUCCGUCCAUAGAGUGUAAACGUAUAUUUAAAAAAGGGUACAAAAAGAUAUUGUAUACGUUUGUAAAUAUGAAGAAGGACUAAACAUCAAUCACUUCGAACACAUCGCAUUGAAUAUUUAAAUACAUAGCAUUGGGCAAGGGCCUAAAAUCGACCUAAAUAUCGUUGCUGAAAACGGUAACAAAUAUAUGAUGAUUAUAAGAAUGUUCCAUUGCUGAAUCUGAAGUUGAACGUGCAAUUCAUAGAAAAAUAAACCGCUUUUUUUUUCGAAAUUCAACUGUCGCCUUUAUAGUAGAACGCUUGUUAUUUAUUAGGGCUUCAAAAUCAGAGACAGAAAAAAGCGGUGUUGUUUAUCUACCAUAUUUUUCUUAACUUUAGUAUAGUAGGUAAUAAAUUUAUAGGGUUGUAUUCUUUCCGUAAAAAUCCUUUACACUUCAACCUUUUGCAGAGAUCGCUUAAUUACUCUGCUUUGGCUGUUCUGCUAGUAAGGCCCAUAUGUCGCGGAUAAAUAGCUCUUCUAUGUUAAGAAGGACUCAUAAAUAAAAAUGAUAUAUAUAUAUAAUUCGGUAAAAGAAAAAAAUUAAUGAAUUGCUAAGCGUAAUCAAGCACAACUACAACACCUAUAACGCUGACCGGUUCCAGUAGUCAUCAACUUCUCGAUAAAAAUCACCGUCUCCACGCAAAACUUGAAAUGACAAUGCCGUCAAAUUACACUUUUAUAUUGGACUCGUUUAUUUGAAGCAACAAAAUAUAAGGCGAUUCACUGAACUGCGCCACUCCCAAUAUUUUUCUUUUGUCGUCAUUUUUCGGGUGUUGUUUUUUCCUCUGUUAGUAUCCGCCGUUUUUCUUCAGAUCGUUGUUGUUGUUGUUGAUGUUUCUGUCGUCGAAAUGUAUGUGAUUUUAUUAUGCUCUGUCUUUAGUCCUCACGAAGACGUGCAUUUCGACAAUUACCGUUACUUGUUCUCCUUUAGUGAUUAAUUCCCGAUUUUAUGGUUUUCCGAAUAUUGUUGUUGGUCUACGAUAGCUGACCCACAGCUUGAGGUCAAUAAUAUGUGUGCAGGUGUGUGACAACGAUCUAAUCCAUCAGUUCUUCUUUAUUUUAGUGAUGCUCUUCUUUAUUCAUUAUGUCAUUAUUAUUAUCAUCUUAAUCCGCCUCUAUAAAACGGUGAAAAGAUAGUUGGACAGAAUACACACACUUUGCUCUUUGACAGACCUGUCGCUAUCAUUCGGCUGGUUCAUCUUCUUUACAUAAACGUGGUAUUAUAUAUUAUUAUUACUAUAAAUCAUCGUUUCAUAAAUUGUUGUGUUUUUUGCGCUUUGCUACCCAGUUUCCCUUAGAGCUUUCAGUUCCUAGUAUCUAGUUUAAUUAUCAUUCUCCUAUCGUUCAUCAUCAUUGUACCUUUUCCUCGUCUCUCCUGUGUCGCAGUUUUUUUUUCUAUAGGUUCUCCAUGCUGAUACACUUAAGAGUCUGUUAGUUUCAUUUCGUAUGCUCAAAAGUGUCGCCACAGAUUUGCACAGCUCCUUGUUCGGUUCCCAGUGCGGGAAAACCAAGCAAUGCCGAAUGUGUUCUGGCCGACGACCAUCAAUCUCACUCAAUGAGGCAGUCUUGCGCAAGCACACGUUACAACUACACUACGUUUUCUCUUGGAUAGAUAGGAGUAAACGGACGCGCGAUAAUUUCUUUCAGUCGCAUUUAGGGCUUCUUUGCUAGUUGUCUAUUCGGCAUUCUUACUGAAUCUGUUUGUUCCGGCUCCGCAGCUACCCCGCCUUUGACCAUUAUAGACAGCUAAAAAUAACGGAACCUGUUUUCGAUUCGAGCAGCUGCUUAUGUCGUCAGUUGUGAAUCAAGCACUCAUAAAGAUGAUUCAUUUACAGAUUUUCUCUAAAUGAAUUCGUUACUACAAAGCACCGUUUAGCCCAUCUAAUUCCGUCCUGUCACAGUAUGUGAAUUGUCAAUCAUUAUUGUUACUGAUCGCGGUGGGAGCGGAAGAUGCAGCACUGAAAAACAGGCACUGCAAUUUUACAGUGAUUCGGCGAGCUCUCUCUAGCCGAGAUGUGACUGCGAGGCCGCCAUAAAACUCAUUAGUCCAUACGUAUUGGGAUCAAGCGACAAUGACCGAUUUCAGCUGACAUCAGGGCCACUAUGUGUGUGCAGAAACUGUUGUUUCCUCGUCAAUCGCUGAUGAUAUUGCUGUUAUCGUCCUUUGCAAGUAUCCACAAGUGGCUAUUUUAUUGUAUAUAAAUAAGCAGUACAAAUCAAUGUCCUCGUGCGGAGUAUAGUUCUUUCUAAAAAGAGGCUCGUAACGAAAAUGUGUACAAUCAUACAGGGUCGUAUCGUAUUUUGGUGGGCUGAUUUCGUGUGUCUGGAUUAAUCUGCUAGUUACUAGCUUGAAUAGAAUCUAACUUCACCAGUUAGUAGUUAUGUAAUAUAGCGUUUUGAUUACGCAGCCGUACUGUCCGUCGGCAGUAAAAUCCUAGCGAUCGGAACACGGAUGCAUCUCGAGGAGGUGGACCGUCGUCUUCAUAAGACCUCCGUUUCGGCACGCUUCCAACGUGUUCCAGAUCCGUCUCCUGCCUAUCUCCUGACCGACCUCGUUUCAAUGACCGGGUUUACCGUACAUCAAUCACCGCUCUUUUUUUUUUAUAAUCGUCAUUUUUGUUUUUGACGCUCUCAUUAAUGCACUUUUUACGGAUAAUAAUAAUAAUAAUACGUAAUGAAGCUGCACACGAUACAUGCGCCACGUUUGUUCUAUUCUUAUUUUCACACAUAAGUGUGUAAAUAUCGUAUUUUCUUCGUAACUGUUAAUAUUAUUAGCAUUAUCAUAUAAUAAUGGUUCUUAUUUUUGUUGUUAUUAUUAUUUUUCUUUUUUGUGCACAUGGAAAAAUCAUUCCGACCAUACGUCCCCGUUACAACAAUGUUAUUGUUAUAUUUACUACGCUAUUUCAAUUAUAAUAUCGUGUGUAAUAAUAUUAUUAAUGACAGUUAUUAUCAUUUUACUCUAUCGUUAUCCUAUCUUCUGUCUCUCACGAGCAAAUGGGCUAAUGCAGAUAUUUUUUCUAUAUAUAUAUAUAUAUAUAUAUAUAUAUAUAUAUAUAUACACCGUUAAUGUAGUUGAUGUAUCGAAGAGUCAUCGACGGGCGAAGCGGCAGAUGUCGAACUUUCUAAACCCAUAAUGUGUUUAUCGUUUAGAUUUAAGUCUUUGUGUAACGACGACUUGAUGAUAACUAAAUAAUGUAAAGCAGUUUUGGUUAGAAGCCACGCAUAGCGUCCAGCUAAUUAAUAGGCGAAAUGUAACUCAGACAAGAGUUGAAAGGAUUGGAAGUGGCGUGUACGAGCUUAUGGUGGGAUGUACACUCUGUGGCUAGGGCACCAUCUUUAUAAUGUACUUCGCUGUUUGUAAGGGUUUAAGACUAUCCGCUACCUAACGCUACCAUCAGCAGACACUCAUUCAAUCUCUACUAGCAUUAUCUACCAUAAUUUAUAAAAAAUAUAUUAAUAAUUCGAAAAGGCGAGUGAAAUAUUGAGACGUUCUUUAAAUACUGAUUAUUAUUAUUAUUACUGAAGAGAAAUUCACUGAACGAGCUCUCAUCAAAUUGUUGGAGACAAAGCUACACUUGCUUAAACAUUGCAAUGCUGGCAACCAUAAAAUUGGUGCUAUGCUCAUGGGACUCUUGCCCCACCCCCCCCUUGACCCUCACCCCGGGGGACUGCAGAACGAUGGAAAGACCGGACUUCGCGCAGAGACACAGAUCUAUGAUGACGCUUUGAGCAGUUAUGAACAGAAGUCUGAAGAACUGUGUACAACGAGCGGACUGAUAUUAAAAAAAAAAACUCCCUUAACAAGAUUAAGCAAACACUACGAACUGAUAGUAUAGUAAACAACAAAACAUAGCGGGUUUCUAAUAAACGAGACUACCAAGAGGUCGAAACUGAUGACAAAGCACCAAAUGAAUCUAAAUCACAAUUAAUUUAAAUAAAUAGUUCUCGUUACGGGCAUUAUUGUUCGUCAAUCCUAGGAUUCCCUUCUGCGCCUGUAUUGAGACAAACUAAAAAAAAAGAGAUCAAUCAUUUAGAGCAGAGAAAGGAGCACACUUAAUGAGGCGGUGUUAUUACAACAAGAAGUAGCCAAUGUUCUUUCCAGCCAAUCUUGAGUAAAAGGACGUCUAAUAGCAGUAUCUAACCGAUGGCAUAGUCAUGACACGCCCUUCAGCAGCUUGUUAAGUACUCAAGAAAGCGCCGCGAACAAACUCAGAGACGUACCCGCACAUGAAAGAAUCGUUCCGAAUCAUUAAACCCAAGGGGAACUAUCAUCCUGGCAUAAGCCAUACAGUGUCGGCAUAGGCAUAAAGCGCGUGUCCAAGCAAUAACGUCGAUAACAUGGUGUUUUCUUCUUAGUGCAGAAUUCGUACUCGACCCGGCUAGACGGUAGAACGCUACAAACAGCAAAAGGUAUCAAUACAUCCACCAGUAGGAGGAGAAUGUUUGCUGAGAAGUAUUGCACAACGGAAUGUACUUCUUUUUUGUUACCACGUCGUUGCUCGUUGAUGACACCGAACAGCCUAAAUUCAUUUAUUUCGUUUGCCGUUUCCACCAUAUAAUGUUGCUAUACAUAGAACGAAACAAGGAUCAACAUAUAUCUAUCUAUAACCGUGUUCUUCACGGGACAGCCAUAGUAAUCCGUUAACUAAUCUAUCUGACAUAAACACCAUCUAUUAAGCAUUCACAAAAGUGGCGUUAGUCAUAAUAUUAUUUAUGAUGGAAAACAGGCGUUACUAUUUCUACGAAAGUAUUUGAAGCAUAUAAUUAUAAUAUCUCUGAAUUGCUGUUAUUCUACAAUACUAAUGAUCCGAUAUUCAAAACAAAGUUAAAAGCUUUCAUCAUGUAAGACUGCCACGAUCCAGAAAGAUAUCGUUGUGGAGGUGCAAGUGUGUGCCAUCAUCGGCGAAUGACCUAUACGGUCGUGUAUAUCCCACCGGUCAUAUAGGCCUGCUAAUCAUGUAUUUAGGUUUUUUUUCCCGUUAUAAGAGAGUACACAACAUCUGUCCACAUCCUGUAUAAUCAACCAGAAUGAGGUGAAAAUGAAACUUCGUUACAAGUUGGAGUAGCCUGGGACGGAGGCGUGCUUACAGCGCCCGUUCCUUGAAAGCUUUAACGACAAAAUCGACAACGCAUAGUUGACUCUUUGUUACACGCAGUCUCUCUGCCUGGAAGGAGCCCUUCGUGUCUCGUUUGUUAGCCAUUCGGCACUUCCGUUUUGUUUUCCUUCCAGGUCGACCACCGCACACAAUGAUCUUAGUGUUUUUAUUCAUCGCCUAGUGGAUUCUAUUAUAAAGCGUUUGAAUGUGUGCCUAGCGUGUGUUUGUCUGCCUAUAUAAUGAGCUAGUGAAUUAAAACAGGCAACGGUUUCCGCUAUCAUUAGUGUAACGUGUUGCCAGCUUACAGAUUUUUUGACAGCCCUGGGUAGUCAGGGCACAAAACUCGCUAUGUGUCAUCUAUUCAUAUAUGGAAAUUGGCAACCGGAAAUCGUUACUGGGAAAAGAGCUACUCCGUUUCGUCAAAAAUCUAACCCACGAGUUUAUGGAUUCGAUAGUCGAAAAUUUGGUAUCUGUCUGGGAUCCUUACCGAUCGUGAUCUGCCAGCAAUAUCGAAGUCGCUGCGCGAAGUACCCGCAACACUUCUACUCGGCAUUCUUGUGUGUGGAUAUCCAUCGGAAUCAGAAAUCACAUCAUGAACGUCAUCCGACGACGCUGCUUGCGUAAUGUUGUAACUUUUACAUUUGAAAUCGGCUUCUGAAUGUAUCCGAAUUAUU